AUGCCAUCGUUUCAAUCGCUUCCAGCCGAGUUACGCUUAGAGAUCUGGGAGCUCUCGAUGCCAAGCUGGUGCGAACCGGCGGUCCUCCCUUGGCACCACGCUCAUGACUGUGGAAAUGAUCCACCCGUUAUAUGCCCGCAGCCCAGCAUCUUCAGCGUUUGCCAGGAAUCAAGGGUCGUCGCAGAAAAGGACAAGAAAUACGCAUUUACGUGGGCUGAGAACUCCCAAGGGGAUAAGUUCGAUAACCUUCUCAUGCGCCAGUACAUGCGGCAAGAUGCUGUCUACGUGGCAAAGUCUCAGUUCCAUUGGUUCCGAAGGCAUCUGCUCAUGCUCCAGAAGCGAAACCCAGGCCCUGAGGUGCGCGAUUAUCUUAGGUACAACACCAUUCUGACCGAUGUAAGCCACCUGGCGCUCGACUCCAGAACUCUCAUGGAGAAUCCGACCAAGGUGCGCUUGUGGUUCAGAACACUGCCGAGGUUUCUCCUGCAAUUGCAAAAGAUCACCAUCGUCUUCGGAAAACAAUGGGAGAGGCCGGCGCAGCGGCCGGAUGAGCUCUUGGGGAAGGGCAACAAGGUCAAAAAGUCGGACAAAGAGUAUGAAGCUGUCUCGAAGGAGUGGGCUUAUAAGGAAAUUGAGCCACCAAUGGCGCUCGAGGAGGUGCGAGGGUGGUCAUCCGACCAGACGAUCCGCAUGUGUGACGACGACCCAACGUCGAGCCGCAGGCUGCUCGACUUGUACACUGAGCUGAGGUGCCUCAUGAACUCCACUAAGCCAUAUGAUGACGUGACGGGUGAAUCCAGGUGGAAGCUGAACGACUUCAUUCCGGUCUGGGACAUAGAGCUGGCAUUCGCGAAGCUGGUUGUCAAAAAGUGGGCAUGA
Messenger RNA from Diaporthe amygdali, 879 nucleotides. RefSeq lists its product as uncharacterized. Bases 1 to 879 code for a protein of 292 amino acids. The transcript has a single exon. The record is from RefSeq and is a predicted model, not a curated record. Lineage: Eukaryota; Fungi; Ascomycota; Sordariomycetes; Diaporthales; Diaporthaceae.